Messenger RNA from Saccostrea echinata, 3474 nucleotides. Its product is annotated as carboxypeptidase Q-like. The record is from RefSeq and is a predicted model, not a curated record. The transcript is spliced from 14 exons. Gene Ontology annotation, biological process: proteolysis; peptide catabolic process. Lineage: Eukaryota; Metazoa; Mollusca; Bivalvia; Ostreida; Ostreidae. Gene Ontology annotation, molecular function: metallodipeptidase activity. Bases 52 to 1458 code for a protein of 468 amino acids.
AUAGUCAACGAUAAUGUUUGUUUUCCUGUCAGAUUGAGUUGAAUAAUAACUAUGCUUUGUGUUAUCCCAAUUCUACUAGCAGGAUUCUUAUUAACAUGCCAGGGCAUUCCUAUUAAAGACACUCGCCUACAAUGGAUAUCUUCACGGACUUGGGCAGAUAUAGAAGCUCAUCACACUGAUGCUGAAAGAAUCAUCUAUCAUGCUUUGUAUGGACCUGCUCAAAACCAGUCCUAUAAAAGACUUGCAGAGUUCACAGAUACAUUUGGUUCUCGUAUAGCUGGAUCUCAAAAUCUGGAAAAUGCUAUCGAUUAUCUAGUGGCAAAACUGAAGGAAGAUGGAUUAGACAAUGUUCACACAGAGGCUGCACAAGUACCUCACUGGGUGCGUGGAGAGGAAUCAGCUGUAAUGCUGUCACCACGGUAUCAUCCAAUGGCCAUUCUAGGACUGGGGAGCAGUAUUGGGACCCCUGAAAAUGGCAUCACUGCUGAUGUGCUGGUUGUAACUUCAUUUGAUGAUCUAAAGGCAAAGGCCAAGCUGGCCAAAGGAAAAAUAAUAGUGUACAAUCAGGAAUUUGUGAAUUAUGGAGUAUCUGUAAAAUACAGACGAUCAGGAGCUGUGGAAGCAGCCAAGGUCGGGGGUGUGGCAUCUCUUAUCAGAAGUGUGACCCCCUUCUCCAUAUACUCACCUCACACUGGAUGGCAGGAUUAUGAUGACAGUGUAAAAAAAAUUCCCACUGCCUGUAUCACAAUAGAAGAUGCUGAAAUGAUGCAACGCAUGCAAGAACAAGGAGAUAAAAUAAGAGUGACACUGAAAAUGCAGGCAAAGAAUCUACCCCCUGUAAUGUCAAGAAACACUGUGGCAGAAAUUAAAGGAUCCAAAUAUCCUGAACAGGUUGUGCUAGUGAGUGGUCACCUGGACAGCUGGGAUGUGGGUCAAGGUGCCAUGGAUGAUGGAGGUGGGGCAUUUAUUUCAUGGCAGGCUUUAUCCAUUGUAAAACAGCUAGGUCUGCAACCCAAACGUACCAUUCGAAUGGUUAUGUGGACAGCUGAGGAAGAAGGAGCGUUCGGUGCCCAAGCUUACUACAACAAACACAAGGGUAAUGUCAGUAAUUUUGACCUUGUGAUGGAAUCAGAUGGGGGAACAUUUAUGCCACUUGGAUUUCAGUUCAAUGGCAAUUCAGCUGCAAAGUCCAUUAUGAAAAAAAUUAUUGAACCACUUCAGAGAGUUAGAUCUAUCCCCCUCUUGCCUAAUGGAGGUGGGGAGGAUAUUGCUGAGUGGAUGAAGGCAGGAGUUCCCAGUGGCAGUAUAGCAACAGAUGUUAAUAAAUACUUCAAAUUUCAUCAUUCCAAUGGAGACACAAUGACAGUACAGGACCCUGUUGAGAUGAAUGUCUGUGCGGCUCUGUGGACUGUUGUGGCUUACACUGUUGCAGACAUAGAGGAUAUGUUACCAAGGUGAUCUGGCCAUUACACUUUGACUACAAUCUUCACAUACCACGUACCACACAGCAAAUGUAAUUUCUGCAUCUUGAAAUACAUGAACAUGUAGUCGGAUCCUGAAAAUGAUGUGCAUGUAUUCAAAUCUAUUUUUGUGAAUCCAGAUUAAAACUUUUUUUAUAUAUCCCAAUAGAUUUAAAUAUUUUUAGAUUUUAUUGUCAUAUAUCCAAUUGAAACCCAAAAGUGUACUCACUCAUGUAAAUUAGACAACCUUAGAAAUAUUAUUUAUAUAUGAUACUACUGCCUUGGAUAUCAUAUCUUUUGUAUGUAAACGAUAUGAAAUGAUGUUCAUGAUAUUAAUUUUGCAAGUUUUUUUUAAGGAGAAAAAUCUCUAUUUCUUAUUGCUGGUGAAACAAACUGCUUGUUUAUUUUUUUUUUCAUUAUUUAUAAUACAUCAAUGGAUUUCUCUAAACAAAUAAGGCUGAGGUUAUCCUAAUAGGACAUUUUGUUUUUCAUUGUGUUAUUAAAAUUUAGUUUGGUUACUAAUACAUGUGUAGUACAAACAGAUUAAACAAUACUUAGACAAAAUUUAAGGUUCAUCAACCCUCUGAUAAGAAAGAUAACUCUUACUGGGAUAAAUUACUUUUAUUCCUGUAUAAAUUAAGUUAAAAGGCCACCUCUGUCCAAUUUUUCCUCACAAGCAAUGCUAAAAACUGUGUGCAAUUUAAUAUACAUAAUGUAUUUUGGACAAUCAUUAGCAUUAAUUAAAGCAAAUUUUUAUAUGAGUGAACAGAGGGAAGAUGAACCUUAAUUGCAUUUGGUUUUGUUUUUUUUUUUACAUUCUACAUUUUGUUUAACAUAAUGCUGUUAUGUGCAUUUUUGACAUAAUAUUCUUUUCAGGAUUUGGAGAUUGUUUUAUUUACUGUUGCUGCUAAGCAAAUGUAUAUAAGUGACCAUAUCCUAUUUUUGAUGGAGUAAUUUUUUUUUUUACUAAUUGCACAUCUGUUACUGUGAUAUCAGAUUACAUAUCAGUGUUACGAUUUUUUACAUUUCCAGUAUGUUGAUAUUUAAUUCCAGUAGUCUGUCUUUUUCCCUCUGCUUUUUUUGUUUUUAAUUAGGACCCUGCUUUGUGGAAGCUCUAUUGUAAUUUGACUGUCCAAUGUCCAGAAUAUAUUUUCUCUCCUUUUGACACAGUCUAACUCAUAUUGCAUUCACAAUGUGCAUUGACAAUGAUCCAAGUUUAUAUGUACAAUUUUUGCCCUUAGAAUAGUUUGGAUGACACUUAACCCAUGGAGUGCCGUAGAUCAAGGGUGUGCAUUAUUUGAACUAAGUCAAGGUCAAAAACACUUUUGUGCAAACUCUCAAGAGGGUGUUAUUAUUUUCAUGCAGCUACAUAUAAUUUGGAAGUCAUCAACUCCAUAAAAUUUAAAUCAAACUUGCAGAGAACAAAUUGUCUUUUUACUUCUUCUAUUACCCUAAACAGAAAUACAUGUAAUUCUUUCCUUUACACCUAGACGAAAUCUUUUUCAGAAUAUAAAAUUCUCUCCACACGUCCCUUUGAACCCUAUGCCCUUUACAUAUACUAAAAGUGAGACCCUUUUGAGACAGUUACCAUCUUAGUGAUAUCUGUAUUACUUCAGUUAUGAGUACAUGUAUAUAGUUUUGGAAGAGUAUGAUCUACUGAUUCAAUAUACUGUAUACAGGGAAAUUUUGGUCCCUGUUUUUUUUUUUUUUUUUUUUUUGCCUUUUCGCCCUACCCACAGGUGGACGAAUUUAAAAAGAGGCAAACUCGAAGCAUGAAUUCUUAAAAAGAAUUGUGACUGGGCAAAUUAAAAAUGGGGCAAAAUUGUUUGCAAUUUUUAAAGGGUGAAAAUAACACAGGGCCAAAAUAACCUUGUAUACAAUAAUGAUGUACUUAAGAGUUUUAAUUCAUUAAUAGAUCUGCUGAAUAUUGAUAUAUUUAUAGACUUGCAUCAGUUGUGUAUGGUGAUUCUAUACAAUAGUUUACUUUUUUAAAACAUGAACUUAUUAACAGAGA